This is a messenger RNA of Striga hermonthica, 582 nucleotides long. Lineage: Eukaryota; Viridiplantae; Streptophyta; Magnoliopsida; Lamiales; Orobanchaceae. The record is from the annotation of a GenBank genome assembly.
AUGGGGCCUCCGGCCGGCUCGGUAAAUCUCCAAAAUGCCUCUUACAUCGCAGCAUCUUAUAUGAAGUUUCUGGAGUCCGCUGGCGCGAGGGUUGUCCCUCUUAUCUACUACGAGCCUAAGAAGACUCUUGACCGAGUAAUUCACCACUUUAUGGAUUUGAACAUCAUGGAGAAAUUUGAUGCAACAAAUCAUGCUUCAUCAUUGCGCUUCAUGGAUAGCAUAAAUCUAAAUAGAACUGUGUUUCAAUGGUUUCCUCCGGCUUUGCUAAAGAAGAUGAAGACUGAAUUCCUCGUGAUGCAUAAUCAUCGUUUGGGUAUUUCAACGAGUAAGUUCCGAAGGAGCAAAAAACUUUGUGAUUUCUUUAAGAUCAUAACCACUAGUGCCGAUCGAGAUGACAAGGAAAUAUGUUUCGACAUUUCAAGCACGCAGAUAUCCUGUGACUGCUGUCCAGUGGCACCCAGAGGCCAGAGUACAGAACACUUCUCUGAUAAGCUCAAUGUUCAAGCUGCAGUCCCCGAGAUUCAUGAGUUGAUUAACAGUGGUAAGGAUGAGUGGGCUGUGAGGAUGUCUCUUGGGCUUUAA